GGGGAGCUUUCUGGGCUCCGGCUACAGCUUGGGUUACCGCAACGCGCAGUUGUGGUCUGACAGAUUUUGCCUAGGCUCUCUACGCAAAUCAUUGAAAAAGAUCUGAAAUCGGCCAAUUUGUCUCGACCAGCAAAAUUCAGUGUUUUGUGAGUAGAAGAGAAGAAACGAAAAGGAAAAGAAAAGAUAGGCCCAACCUUACCCGAGCUUCUCGUCCACUCCCUCCAGUACACACAUUUCAGAUUCACACGAUGGCGAACAAGCUGAAUUUGCCUGCUAGCCAGCGGAUACCGCCAAUAGCCGCACCUUUCGUCUCGGACAGGGCGAAGAAGACUCUCGACCUUGUCGAGAAGUUCGUCGAGGAAGAAUGCAUGCCCGCCGAGGCCGUGUUUGCGCAGCAAGUCGGCAAGACGACCGAAGAGCGCUUCAACGCACACCCACAGAUCAUGGAGGAGCUGAAGGCCAAGGCGAAGAAGCUCGGUCUAUGGAACAUGUUCCUUCCAAAGAACCACUUCAAGGAGGGCGCUGGCUUCUCUAACUUGGAGUACGGUCUCAUGGCCGAGAUCCUGGGCAAGAGCCCCAUCGCCAGCGAGGCCACGAACUGCGCUGCCCCGGACACUGGCAAUAUGGAGGUUCUCGCCAAGUACGGCACGGAGGAGCAGAAGAAGAAGUGGUUGGUUCCGCUUCUAGAGGGCAAGAUCAGAUCGGCCUUCUUGAUGACGGAGCCUGAAGUCGCGUCUUCCGAUGCGACCAACAUCGAGUUGAAGAUCCAUAGAGAGGGCAACUCCUGGGUCCUCAACGGUCAGAAAUGGUGGUCAUCUGGCGCGGGCGACCCGCGCUGCGAGAUCUACAUCGUCAUGGGCAAGAAUGACCCCAACAACCCUGACCCGUACAAGCAGCAGUCCGUCAUCCUCGUCCCGCACAACACGCCCGGAAUCACCAUCCACCGCAUGCUCAGUGUGUUUGGCUACGAUGACGCCCCGCACGGACACGGCCAUAUCACCUUCAAGAACGUCCGUGUGCCACUUGAGAACAUUGUGCUCGGCCCUGGCCGCGGCUUUGAGAUCAUUCAGGGCCGUCUCGGCCCGGGACGUAUCCACCACGCGAUGCGCUCCAUCGGCGCUGCUGAGCUCGCAUUGGACUACUUCCUCGCCCGUAUCAAUGAUGAGCGCAAGAAACCAUUCAAGAAGCUUCUCUCCGAGCAUGGCAUCAUGCUCGAGCGCGUGGCACAAUCCAGAAUCGACAUCGACUCUGCACGUCUCGUCGUUUUGAACGCCGCCAUUGCUAUCGACAAUGCGAACGCCAAGGCUGCGCUUAAGGAGAUUGCCAUCUCCAAGAUCCUCGUUCCAAAGACUCUGCUCGAGACCAUCGACAAGGCUAUCCAGGCCUACGGCGGUGCUGGCGUGUGCCAAGAUACCCCCCUUCCUAGAAUGUAUGCUAGUGGCCGUACUAUGAGGAUUGUGGACGGUCCAGACGAAGUCCAUAUGUUGCAGCUUGGCAGAAAUGAGAACAAGAGAGGCAAAAUUGUUGCGGAGAAGCUUGCGAGGCAAAAGGCGGCCUCCGAGAAACUGCUGGAGAAAUACGGCCUCAGCAAGAAGGAUCCCCUGUACCUUGGCCGUUCCACGGGUGAAUCUUCCAAACUGUAGACAUAGAAAUGAAUUCAAAAUGAGAAGAUGCUGUGUGUUCAUAGGCGACAAAGUUCUAUACAAUAUAAAAUAUCUGUUUCCGGCAAAGUCGACCUACCUGUUUGCAAGGAACAAUAGUUGAUAUUGAAACAUGGAAGUGCAGGUGGAAAUGACAACCAAUCACUCAUAACAAACUCUUACCGGGUGGUGAGAGGGGCUAUCAAAUCCGAAGUUUGUGUAGCGCAACCCUAGCUGGCCUAUCUGGACGUAGAGAUAAAAGUACAUAAUUUUUUUG
Verruconis gallopava is the source of this 1917-nucleotide messenger RNA. RefSeq lists its product as uncharacterized. NCBI's taxonomy places the organism in Eukaryota, Fungi, Ascomycota, Dothideomycetes, Venturiales, Sympoventuriaceae. The record is from RefSeq and is a predicted model, not a curated record. The transcript has 4 exons. Gene Ontology annotation, molecular function: flavin adenine dinucleotide binding; oxidoreductase activity, acting on the CH-CH group of donors. Bases 249 to 1643 code for a protein of 464 amino acids.